UCCAGUCAGUAUCUAAGUAGCUCGCGUAUCAGUCUAUAGCAGAUAUUGUUCAUUUGUGAACAGAGCUGUAUCGGAGUAAGAAGGUGUUUUGUUAUCAUAGAACGCUUCUUGGUGGAAUAAAAAUUGUUCUGUUUUGAAAAUAAUAAACAUUAUAUAUACUUUUUAUUUAGACAUUGACUAUUGUGAUGUGUGCUGGGAUUGACGCGUUAAACAAACUAAUAUUAAAAUCCAUUAAGUCAUAGCAUGCGAAACUUUAUUAUAUAAAUCAGACUAUCGAUCUGUGAAUUAAUAUGUGAUUUUGAUACCGAUAAUAGCCAGAUUUGCAUGUGCCUUAACAUAACAUAUAUCAGGAAAUAUGAUAUGUUUAUAAGGAGCAAAGAAUUGUUUGACAAAAUUGACUUCAAACCCUUACGUUAUUAGCAACAGUUCUGUUAAUCAUGAAGUAGUUUACGAAUGAAAUAAAAGUUAUUCCAAAAUUCUUUGUUUAUUAUAUAGGCCACUAAUAUGGCAUGUAAGCAUAGUUUUGAAAAACUUGUGAAUCUUUGAGCGACAAAGGAGUGACAAAAUUAAGUACCUCGACAUCUUCUAUUUAGUGUUGUAGUGUUUAAAUGCGUGGGAAUGCUAUAGUAGUGAAUUAUCACAAAGUGGACACUGCUUACAAAUACAAAAUCUCAAAUAUUUUACAGUUUUCAGUCACAAAAGUAGAAAACAUAGUUCUGCCAUAAUGCUGAAACAUCUAGGUAUUUUGCUUUCUAUAAAACUGUUCUUGGUUUGUGCAUAUGGAAGCAGUUGUCCUUUAGACUGGUCAUUGUCACAAGUGAUGAAAUGUUUGCAAAAUGUCACAUAUGGCGUGAACGGCACAAACGUCCUUGCCGGAACUGACACCAGUACAAUACACAUGUUUUGUGAGGACGGUACAUUAAACCAAUCAGUGGAAUGCUUGGAUAAUUUGUACAACAAAUGUGGAGCCAGCAAUUCCCUGGCUAUGUUGGCAGUGCCUAAAUUAUGGAGAUCCGCUGUAGAAAAAUUGUGCAGUUCCCUUUCUGAUCAUGAUCUUCAUAACAUGUGUAUUGUUCAUCUACGUCCUACAAUCAAAAGCUGUCUCUCUCACAAUGACGUCAUGUUCCAGAAAAGCCUACAAAAUCAGGAGACUUGGAAAACACUCAAAAUAAAGAUUUGUGGUUAUUUUGAGGGUAUGCGAAUAUGUACGGCAGAGCCUGUCAUUAAAAACUGCGACGCAGGUGUUGGUCAGACUCUCAGUGAUUUCAUGUCAAGUAUAAGCCCUAGGAUGUGUAAGCCCAAUUACACGCAUGCUGGCAGUGACACUUCAGAAGGAGCACGUGUAUCAAAUACGCUAUGUUUUAGAACUUUCCUUCAAGUACUGUUGAGUUUUCUAUUCAUACAACUUUGUAGUUCUGUUUUAAUAAAAUAGUGUUGAUUGC
Messenger RNA from Mercenaria mercenaria, 1442 nucleotides. RefSeq lists its product as uncharacterized. NCBI's taxonomy places the organism in Eukaryota, Metazoa, Mollusca, Bivalvia, Venerida, Veneridae. The transcript has 5 exons. The record is from RefSeq and is a predicted model, not a curated record. The coding region runs from base 725 to 1432 and encodes 235 amino acids.